Molecule: messenger RNA, 823 nt
Organism: Haliotis rubra (blacklip abalone)
Lineage: Eukaryota; Metazoa; Mollusca; Gastropoda; Lepetellida; Haliotidae
Product: cilia- and flagella-associated protein 299-like
Source: RefSeq, a predicted model, not a curated record
CUUGUUGGCGAGAGGUCUCAUGUAAACAAUCUUCAGGAUGGAGGAGGAGGUACCGAGUGGAAGUGACAAUAUUGUUACAGAAUUCAGCACAUAUGAAGAUUUUCUGGAUUCACAGAUAACGUCCUUGGAUUUAUAUUAUCUCGAGGAUGAAGAACUUGCACGUCAAUUGGUGGAACUGGGCUAGGGCAGUGGAGAGGUUCUCAAGCGUGAGGAAUUUGAGGCCAGAAAGAGGGCAGCAGAGGCUAGCAGACUUUCAAAACGCAGCCAACAGAAAACACUUGCAAGCUCUGGCAAGGACCUGAAAGAUCCUUUCUCAAAAGCUCUGGCUCAGAGAGAGGAAGCCAACAGAAGUGGCAAGAUGACAACAAUUAUAUUCAUCCGCGACAAAAAUGCCAGAGGCCAGGAGAUUUCUGGAUACAUAGACUACGCUCAUCGUUUGAAGACUGAGGAUUUCGAGCCUUAUUUUGGAGGUCGCAAGAGAUUGUUGCCUCGACCAUCAGACCUGAGCUUCUACAACUGGGAAACUCAGACGUCCACCUCCAACCCAACACCCAACUACCAGGUCAUAGCUGAAAAUGCCUCAGGUUUGCUCUUCAAGAACAAGAGAGACCGGAAAAUUAUCAAUGUUGAUCCAAAGGCUCAGACUCCAGGAGACAAUUCUACGCGGACAGUGGUAGAGACACCAAGAUUCAUCCAAGUUGUCAUCUAUGAUCACAUUACAAGGAGAAAAACAUAAGAUGUCAACAUGAUUGAUUACUUUUUUGUAUAUACCUAAACUUGUGAAGUCAUACUUUGUGUAUGUGUAAAUAUAUAUUCAUCAUUA